This is a messenger RNA of Bicyclus anynana (squinting bush brown), 11138 nucleotides long. It is a transcript of the gene Swt1, whose product is annotated as transcriptional protein SWT1. The record is from RefSeq and is a predicted model, not a curated record. The coding region runs from base 142 to 2628 and encodes 828 amino acids. The transcript is spliced from 13 exons. Gene Ontology annotation, molecular function: protein binding. Lineage: Eukaryota; Metazoa; Arthropoda; Insecta; Lepidoptera; Nymphalidae. Gene Ontology annotation, cellular component: nucleus.
AAUUAUAAUUAUUGUGAAUGGUAAUACACCCUGAUCCGCCAUCAUACAAAUUAAAAUAAAUACUUGACAGAAAUAAAUCAAGUAAACGUUCCAUAGCUUUAAUUUAGGAACUAAACUAGCAAAUGGUGCUAGCUUUUCGUAAUGGAAUCAUCUGAGAAGAAAGAGCAUGAAUUACCCGACGGCUGGGUGUUGUGUAAGUCCAAGUCCAUUCCGGGAAGAAACUACUAUUUUAAUAGGAAAACUGGAAAAUCUUCAUGGACACAACCACAGGAUGACGACGAUUCCCAACAGAAAACUGGUAAAAAAGAAAAACCUGUCAAAAAACAGGACAAAAGAAAGAGAGAAGAGACUACGAAGAAAGUCGCGAAACGAAAAAGCGAUGGUUACGAAGAAGGUACUUCGAGGAAAAAGACCAAACAAGAUACUACAGAUGCUUCAAGCAGUAACCUCAGUAAUACCAGUAAAUCUGGUAACAACAGUAAGACUGGCAACUCCAGAAAAUUGGAUAACAGUAGUAAAAUUAGCAACAGCAGCAAUUGUAAUACCAAGGAGAGUCCAAUGCAAAAUGCAAAAAGAAUUAAAUUUGACAGCCCCCAAAGCACUAGCACUCCAAAGCUUCCAAAAAUCACUCCUUCCAAAAGUGCACCCAGUUCAGCAGAAACAUCACGUAAACAUUGUCCUGUUAAAAACUUAGCUAGUGCAAGAUUAGCGAACCUAAGGAGCUCGCUUAAUUCUGAGGUUAAAAAAGAAGAAUGUUCUGAUACAUCACAAAGCAAAAACAAAGUAAGCCCCAAAAAUGAAACUCAUCAAAGAUCCAAAAUUGAAUGUCCAAUGAAUGAAUCAAAAAGUACCCAUUCGCCGAGCAGUGACAGUUUACAGUCAAUUCCUUCUCCGUCACAAUUCUUAGCGGCAAACAAAAUAAUAUCUUCCAUGAAGGCACAGUUGCCUGAAGAAUAUUGUAGUAAGGAAAAGCAGAAAGACAUGUUUGCUGAUAUUGAGAAAGGCAUAAACAGUCAGACAACUGAAUAUCCAUUUUCAAAACACCCAGCUACACCGCCACAGUUUUCAGAAGCUAGUAAACUUGUAUCAGCCAUUAAAUCUAAAUUAGCUUACAAAGUGUCUUCAUCUAAAGACUCAAAGCCAUACACAUCAGCAAAAGACAGGAUGGAGUCGCUGAGAUCUAGUCUGAGUUUGGAGGCUGAAAGGGAAGAAGAGGAUAGUUUUUUAUAUCAAAGUAACAAAUUGGAUCCUAAAAAACAAGAUGAAGCUAUGGAGGUUGAAGAGAUAAGAGAGGUAAAAAAUGACAUUCCUACAUUUCCUGUGCAACAGGAACACCACGGAAACUCUGAUAAUGUGAUACUAGUUAUUGAUACUAACAUAUUUAUACAUGAACUCGACUUAAUUAAGAAUGUGCUCAAUUCACAUAUUAAAGGUUACAGUGAGCCACCAACACUGCUAGUGCCAUGGCGGGUCAUCAACGAGUUGGAUUUCAUGAAGGACCACAACAAUGGCAAAGCAUCAAUUUGCAAGCGCGCCAGAGCUGCCAUGGACUACCUUUAUAAGUCGCUACCUGAAAAUAAUCGGAUUAAAGGACAGUCGUUGAGGGAUUCUAAUUCUCACAUCUACCCUUGUGAGGUGCCAGAUGAUGAGAUAUUGAACUGCAGCCUACAACAGAUCGAGAGGGGAAGAAAUGUGAUCCUAGUGUCGAACGACAAGAACCUGUGCAACAAGGCGACGAUCAACGGCGUGAAGCGCAUCAACGUGCAAGAGCUGAAGGGGCUGGUGGAGAGCAAGCCGCAGCCCAGCGACCCCGACCUGCUGGCCAGCGUCAAGCGCUACCAGCAGACCGUCUACCAUCUGCUGGCCAACAUACUUGAGAACGAAAUGCGUGCGAAGUUCAACAACCUGUGGCAGCACGUGCUGUUCAAAGCGCCGCCCUGGACGUUGGCGGACGUGCUGCAAUGUUUGCUGCACCAUUGGGUGGCGGUGUUCAACGAGGUGUUCCCGCGGAUAGAGCCACUCAUCAGGGACCUCAAGGACAGCUUGAUGACUAUUGAGAGGAAAAAUUCAAACACGCUAACCCAAUCUGAGGUUGCUAAUUUCAAGGAACUAUGUUUGGAUGUCGCAAAACGGUGUCAAAUCAUACCAGAGUACAUGGAGUUGGCGAAGGCGACAGUUGAGCGACUGUUGCGCAACGGAAGCGAAGUUGACACAACUGAUGCAGUUGUUGACGCUUUUGAGGGCGUCUGGACAGUUUUCUCCAGCUAUUGCGCGAAGCUGGCCAAUGAGCUGGGCGUGCCGCACAGCAUAGAGGACAAGCUAUCGGGCAGCGAGCCGCUCGCAGCGCUCUCUGCCAAGUGGGUGCUGUUCAGCAGCAACGUCACCGACCUUACCACUGCCAUCGACAGCGUGCUCAGCACAGACAGCACAGACAGCAUGGAGGCGCGCGUGCACAGGCUGCAGUGCGCGCUCAACUCCGCGCUGGCGGCCAUCUGCACGGGCACCAACGUGACGCGGGACGAACUGCAUUCAUUUUGUAUCACAUGCAGGAGCAUGCUACAGGAAGCGCACACCAAGUUCUGCCAGCUGUCGGAGCUCCUGAACGUGUGUAACAGUAGGUUAGGAUAGGUCUGCGUAUUAGUGUGAAUUGAUUGCGUUGUACGUCACAAUUGAUGCGGUUACAUUAUAGUCUAAGAUCCGUUAUUACAAAUAUAUACCCUCAUCUGUUAUUCAAUAAGUUGACACUUUUUUUUUAAUGUCUUAAAUAGUUCAUUAUCGUUCUACUAGACUGAUUUUUUUUUUCAUAUUUUUUUGAGAGAUUAUGUUUUUGACAAUACGAGCCAAAACGCCUGUCGGCCAUGACAGUCUAUAUUUCAACUGUUUCAUGACGUCACUAUACUAAAUCCCAUACAUAUGGAGUGUUUAACAAAAAUAUUAAUUAACAAUUAGUUUGACGUUUAGUACAUAAAGUGUGUCAGUGACGUCACAAAAUGGACGACAGCGUUUUUGGCGUUUGGAAAAUUUGAUUAAAUACGUGAUAUUUUAAUUAAGUUUUUUAAGAAAUCCUUAACUUUUAUUAAUUGGUAUUGAUAUAUUUCGGACCCUUAUUCCAUGUACUACACUAAAUUAAUAUUGUUUAUAUUUAAAUUUGAUAUGAGUCAACUACUCCUAUUGUGAUUAGAAAUAAAUGGUAGAUAAUAUUCACCUUGACUAAUUGCACAUAGAUUGCCCAGUUAAAUAGUGACCAAACAAUAUAUAUAUUUUUUAAUUUAUAACUGAAAAUUUUUGGUCAACUUCCCUCAUCUGUUAUUUAAAAAAAAUGUAAAAUAAUAUCCCAAACAAAACUGAAAACACAUAGGUUGCCUGCUCUCAAGCUGGCACAACUGUAGUUUUGCCUAGAUAUUGUAUUAGUCCAGUUACUUUAAAAACCACUAUAUUUGGAAUACAAAUUAAUCGAGAAAACUCAAUUUGACAGAAGAGGGAAGUUGACCAAAAAUUUUCAGUUAUAAAUUUAAUAUUUUUUUAUUGUUUGGUCACGCUUUUAACUAGGCAACCUAUGUGCAAGGAGUCAAGGUGAAUAUUAUCUAUAUUUAUUUCUAAUCACAAUUGAAUAACAGAUCUAAUAACGGAUCUCGUACCAUAAUAUUUUAUUUGUUUUUUAAAUUGUAUUUUAGUUGUAUGUUUUUAUUUGUUAUUAUCCGUGAUAAACUUGACAAUAUCAUCAUCUAUUAUGACAAAUUCGUUAGUAACAUUCCCGAUGGCGGGUAAAGUACUACACAGCGCAUUAUGUUACGAAUAAGUCUUCAGAUAUCUCAGAAUAUCCUAUAUAACAUUAAUCGAUAUUAUAAUAUACGAGUAUGUGUAAAAUAGUUAAUAACCUAUUUAAUUUGAUUAAAUAGGUUAUUAAUUAUUUAAUCAAAUUAAAAGUUUCAUUUGUUUUAUAAACUUUUCUAUAUAUAUUGAAAAAAGACACAAAUAAAUAAAUAAAUAUAACAAAAUUCUUCACAUUGGAUUUUCUGUUAAAUCAGAGUGACGUCUCGUGGAUUUGUCAGUUUUCUUGGAUAAUAGCAAAAUAUUCAAAUAGCCUGCAAACCCAGCCCGCCUUUUAUUCUCCUCUUCUUGGUAGGUCCUGUAGUCCCUUAAAGUAGAUUGAUAAUAAUGACAUUAUAUCUCAGACUAAUUACAUAAAGACCUGCCUCGCUUAUAUACUUUUCUGUCAAAGUAUAUGAUCAACGAUCUAAUGCAAUUGUAAAAACUGUCUCGAUGAAACUGAAGAAUCGAUGUUUCAUAGAUGUAAUCGUGUUUGUGUAGUUGAAUGGUGUUAAUAACGGUCAACUUCUAGUCAAGUAUAAGAUAAUUACAUAAUCAAGCUUGUUUUCCUCAAAAAAAAACCAGGCAAUUUUGUUCGUGAAUUUAGGUGCGAUAGUCCUAGUCUUUUUAUAAUUAGUCUGAGCACUAUAUCGAUUGCGGAGGUAUUAAAAUCUAUUGAUAAAUACAGGGCUGGUUUCUCCACCUUCUGAUAAGUGUCGGAGAGGUUAUUCACAACUUUUGCCUUCUUCAUUUGAAAAAAAGUAAAAAAAAAUACUUUUAAACUAUCUCACACUUCCAAGAAAGUGGUGAAAUAUGCACUUUGCUGGCUAUAAUUUUUCAAAAUAGCCAAAUGUUACUUCAAAUGUAUGUUAUAUUUGUUAAAUAUUGGGUUUAGAUAUAAAUGUAAAUUAUGUAAUAAUAAGUAAUCGUUAUCGAUUGUGACCGUACCUUGAUCUAGUCGCAAUUUGUACAAACGUAUUGUCAUUUAGAGAAAUUUGUAUAAAGAAAUAUACUUUAUAUUUAAUGUUUACCUUCAAUUUGUUUAUGAAGUUUCUUUCAUGCUUAACAAGUUAACAACACAGUGCACUAAUUCUGAAAAAUACUGUAUGUAGUUUAAGAGCCCGUGUACGCUAGACCUUCGUCAUUUUAUAAAAGCUGAAAAUUUGUCAGCUCAUGCUUCUACCAUAAGUAAGUACAGUAGCCAAUUAUGAAGUUUGGACCGUGGUGGCUUUGGGAGGUAGCAGGUUUUAAGGAUAGACCCUAAACCGUCUAGGUAUGAAGUGUAAUUUUUUUAUGUUUUCCUCGGUAUAAUAUUAGAAAUUAUAUUCCCAGUCGCCAGUCACUUAGCUUUAUGGCAACCCUUCGAAAAACACUAUUUAAUUUGAUACUUUAAGAGUCUACUUUAUACUUUGAUGGUUGAGGGUCUGGAUCCUUGAAACCUGCUAUCUCCCAAAGCCACCACAGUCCUAACUCCGCAGUUGGUUACGGUACUCAUCUAUAGUAGGAGCAUGAGCUGCUUUCAGCUUUUAUAAAAUGACGAAGGUCUGGUUCUCGCUGGCUCUCCCUCUAUUGGGUUACCUAAUUAAAUGAUUUAUUAUUUUGUUUUUGUAAUUAAAUUAAUUUAUUUUAAGUCUGAUUUUUCUUAUACUUGAACAGAACUUACUUAAAUCAGUUUGUAACUUUUUCGCUUUGUACCAAUCAUGGACUAAUAUUUAUUUAGAUGCCGCUUUUUUAUUUAGUCUAAUCAAAAUGUAAACAAUUUUAAUCUCGCGUCUGUAGGCGAUUAUAAAAAGUUUUUAUUUAUUCAUCAAUAGAAUAUAAACAAAAUGAUGUAAUAAAUUUAUCGUUGAAUUAUUUUAUACUUUUUUUGCAAUUGACUGGCCUCACUGGUAUGGCCAGUUGAUUAUUAUUUUUCUCUUCAAGAUAUUUGGUAUUACUAUAAAAUAUAAUGAGUUUUUAAUCAGGCGGCAAUGACUGAAAAUCUUUUUUAACGCUGCUCUAUUAAUUCUUGCAAUCGCAGUUUUUUAAAACAAAUCAAAACACGGACCAUUUAGACAGACUGAGCGGUAUCUAGCUAAAUAAAAGUCCUUGGUACCAACAAUACAUUCUCGUAUUGUUGUUUGUAUUAUAAUCUUAUUUUGCACUUUUUAUAUGGGUUUUGUGAAUCAAAUAAUUAGGUAAUAUGGUAUGUUGAAAGGAACUUCAUUGUCUUCCAAGACUGACUAAUAAUUAUAUUUUGAUUACUUGAAUAAGUUAUUGUAUUUUUUUUUACAGAAUGUCCUCACAUUAAUAGCUUGCGUAAUGUCAGCCGCUGACUGUGACUCAACAAAAUAUUGAUAAAAAAUCAUAUAAUAAAGAGACAUAUGAGUUCAGAAUACUAGAGUACAUAUAUGUAUGUAUUAUAUGUACUAUAGUAUUCUGUAUUGUCUGAUUAAGGACUAUGCAUCUGAUUCUAAUUGAGGCCAGAUAUAUUUGUUUCUAUACCUUGUUGAUAUUACAUAAAACAAUAUAUUUUUUAUUUAACUCAAUUUAAAUCAUGAAUUUCAGUUAAUAAUUUAAAAAUGCCGGGAAAUCUAAUAAUAGAAAAACGCUCGCUGUUGGUCCGUUUGAAAAUUGACUUCAUUUUCCAUGUUAACAAGUUUAGUAGGUCUAUGCGACCCACAACAUUUCAUGGAAAGGCUAAAUGACCAUUUAUGGUUCUUUCGUCCAAAACCCAAAUAUAACGAAAGAGAGAGAGAUCGAGCAACAAUUCCGGUUCGGCGCUAUUUGACAUGGUGUAAAAAUGCUUUAAAUAUCUAAAUAUAUAAAUGCGAAAAGUCACUCAUCACGAAAUCUCAAAAACAAAUUGACGCAAAAAGAUGAAAUUUGCCAGGGAGGAAGUUUAUACAAUGGAUUUUGCAAGAUUUUCAAGUAUUUGAAGGUCUACGCGCGAAUGAAAUCACGGGCAUCCGCUAGUAUUAGAUAGGAGUUGCAGAAAAUAAUAAUGUUUUAUUUCGAGAAUUUACUUUUAUCAUAGUGUUGUCAGGAAUAGACUAAAAAAAUACAUGCAAAUUGUCUACUACUUGAUCACAGUCUGCGGUUUUUGGUACGCCGGGUAUGAAUGUUAUGGGUUUCUCGAAUGCAUUUGAAUUAUAUUGAAAAAACUUUUUCACUACAGCUGUUUCACGAGAGUGGGAUAUGAUUGGUGACUUUAGCUGGUGGGAGACUUCGGCCGUGGCUAGGUACCACCCUACCGGCAAAGACGUACCGCCAAGCGAUUUAGUGUUCCGGUACGAUGUCGUGUAGAAACCGAAAUGGGUGUGAUUUUCAUCCCACGCCUAACAAGUUAGCCCGCUUCCAUCUUAGAUUGCAUUAUCACUUACCAUCAGGUGAUUGUAGUCAAGGGCUAACUUUUAAAGAAUAAAAAAUGGUGAGGUAGAUUUGUUAACAUAACAUACAUUCGAGUCACACAUAUGUAGCUCAAACGAUAAAAUAGCAUUGCAUCAUCACAUAUACUAUAUACUAUAUUUAAAGGCCUGCAGGCAUAAUUUUCUUUACCAAUAAUUCCAAAACAGUAAAAGCAAAAUUGUCCAGUUUUUAAGUAAAAUUUUCAACAUGAUUGUGCGUCUUUUUAUUAUAAGAGGUCAGUGGUUUCUGUCCCUUUAUUAUCUCUUCUAAUUGUUUGAGCUACAGGACACCGCGAAUUUACUAAAACUUAAAGUUUACAUUUAUUUUUGUUAAGUUUAUAUGUUCUGUAUAUAAUGUUGUUUAUCAUAUAUCUAGUGUUAAGUUAGAUUGUAACCGCUGUAUCGUCUAUAUAAAUGUAUAUUAACUUAUACCCUAAUAUAUACUCAGAGGUAUGACGUCAUAUUAAAGUGGGCGGAUAAUUGUGCCUCUGAGUAUAUUAUUUAUAUACCAUAAGGGUGCCACCCGUCCAUUCACCAACUGCACCCAACUUUGGGUGUACCAGGAAUUCCUAUAUGAAUGACCACCCAUUUGGUUCGAUUUCCGUAGAUAAUAAUUAAUAGUUGAUGUAAAUAAAUAAAGUGUGUUUACAAAUGAAUCUCUGGGAAUGAAUGAACAGUCCAUGAAAAAAAAAAUAAAGGUUGCGUAUAUAUAUAAUCAACCAAGUUCUUAUAAAAUUCUGUUUACUCGUACAACCAUUAAAUUAUGAUUUAAAUAUUAUUAAUAAAUGAAGUAUGUUUAUAAAGAUAUGAAGCUUUGUAAAAUAAAUUUAUUAUUUAAUUAAAUCAAAUUAAAUAAGUCAGUAAUAUGAAAUCAUACUUUUAAUCACGCUUUUGAAGUGUACUUCCCAACUUUAAUACAUGCAUUUAAAUAUUGUAUAGGAGUUUCUGCACACCCAGUGGUGAGUGAACGUGUCUAACCCCAAUGUAUUUAGUAACCAAAAAAUUUUCUAAGAAAUGUGUUCACAAAAAUGUGGUCACAUUGGACCACAAUUUAAUAGAAGACGAUACUGCUCCCCUAGCCAAGUGGCACGUCGAUUCUCUUUCUAAUCAACUAAAAACUAGAAAAAUGAAAACUAGAAAAAUGUAUUGAAAUGACAGAUCUUGAACACGUGACCUGUCGAUAGCAAAUGUCAUUCCCAUACAUCUUUCUAGUUUUCGAAGCGUUAGCGAUCGUAGAAAGAGAAUCGACGUGCCAUUUGUAUAGUUACACGGGGCUAGUAUAGUUUGUCUAGAAGUUAAUUUGUCUUUGGAAGUACUUGUCUGAUUUUAAUAGCUCGUUCGUGUGUGAAUACGGAAAAGCAUCAGCAAAGCGUCUGCGUUUAAGUGCGGAUUUGAUAAACGGUUUUCGAUGUCACACUAAGUGCAUAUACGUCUUCGUAUCAAUGUGAAUAAUUUAACAAUCCGUUUCUGCUUUGUUGACGUUACUUUACGUCACACACACAAAGGCAUAUGUCAUUACUUCUAAGUCCAAAGGCACUGUAUUCUGGUAGGAGAAAAACUAUAUCAAAAAAUACUGUACUACCCUGCAGAGGGUGUAUUUUUAUUAGGGAGACAUAUAGGUUUUGCUAAAUAAUGCUCGCAUACUCACUGCCUGUACAGAUUCCAAAAAGUAAGCAUAUGCUGUCGGUACAGUCUGCAAAGAUUUAUAAUUUAUUCUUUAACUGCACGGCUAUAGGCAAACCAUAAAUGUCCUCAGUCCUCUCCUUCGCAGUACAAUGGACGUGUUGGGUUGUGAGGUGCGGGCUAUUACACGCGAAAUUAAUGAAUGUAUUGAUACGUGCUGAGGAUAGCGAGGUGCGGGCUAUAACACGCGAAAUUAAUGAAUGUAUUGACACGUGCUAAGGAUCGAGGGUUUGUCAUUGUGGAAUGAGACAAAGUUAAGCGUUACAUGCAACCCACGACCUAUUUAGUGAUGAUAAAUCGACCAAUAAUCUAUUUGCCUCUUGUAAACAGUGUUUAAACUGAAUUAUGGAAGUAUUAUAAGCUAUAUUUUAUUUUGUCCCGUCAAUAAUAACCAGUAAAAAAAUGAUAUAAAUGAAAAAAUAUCUACGUAAAAUUUUUGCCACCGAAACACAACACAUUAGCAAGUGACGUCAUUCAUAGAGAUAACAGCGUGAUUGGCGUUUGAAGUGAUGUGAUUAUAUCACGUCACCGCAAGCGCCAAUAACAAACCGAUGCCUUGUAACGAAUGACGUUACAGUUUAUGAUUAGCGUUUGCGGUGACGUGAUAAAAAUACAAUUUUGUUUUAUAAAAAUAUUACAAUUACGAGAUUAUUUUCACACAAUCGUAGCCGAGGUCACACUUGAUCGCUUUACUCCGACCUUAGUUUGUAUCGCGUUACAAGCUAGACUAACCCCGAUCGAUCAAUCAAUACAAAGUACAUCUUAUUGUAUGUGGCUAAAGUUUCUGUUUGACAGCUUUUUGGUUAAUGGGGGAAGUAGCCACGAGUAGGAGUAGGGGUACGGAAGAAGUAAGUUCUCAUAAGUCAAAGCGAAGCUUGACCGGGUCUGCUAAUUUAUGACAUAUCCUACUAUAAGUAAGAUACGAGAACCAUCUAUUUAUAUAUUUAACAACGCCGAGCAAUUGUGGACCUUAUGGUUCUAGCAAUAACAUCCUUUGUAUUAAGAAAGUGUCUGCCGCCCGCUCCUUUCUUCCCUGUACCGCGAAGUCGAGGACCCUUGCGAUUUGCCUGUAGUUUGUGUAUAUAACACGAAAGUGGUUCUUUAAGUAUAAUACAUGUAUUAUUGUAUAAAUGGUGAUUGUAUAUUGUAGGUAAUAAAAAUUUAAUAUAUUUAAUGAUUAAUCUAUGGUUGUUUGUAUGGAGUAAAGUGUUUGAAAAACAUGUUCUUUUUUACUUUCCAAAUAUUGUAUCUAUUUAAUACAUGUUUAAUCUUGUGGACUUACAAUUUGGAUUAAUAUUUAUUAUUCAUACAGUUAUUGAAUGGGCUUAAAAUUUUACUUGACUUAUACCUACGAGUAGAUACAUUAUUGCAAUUUUUUUUAAAAGCCUUGUCUGCGAAUUUAGGAAAAAGGCAAACUUUGUGAAAAAAUAAAUCGCGGCUAUAGUAUUUAUUAUUAAAAUUAAACAAAGGCUAAUUGGUCCAGUGUCCAUGAUCAAAAUUUUUUAACUGUAUGGGUAUUCAUCUGAUUUAAUUGUAGAAAUGUUGAACUACGCCAAACUUCAAGGCCGCUCUAAACACGCAGCGUAUAGUUGCACAGUGUACAAAAACAACCUAGCGGGGUGAUAUUGUCGGUGCAUUUGACUUGUUGCAACUUCAGAGCGGACUAGAAAUUUGGCGCAUAUUCGUAUACCUAAAAUGAUACCUCCAUUUCAUUUUGCUGUUAUGUAUUAACGUAACGAUAACCUAUUCUGUAACUAUGUUCUUAGACUUCGACAGUAUGAGUAUGGAAUUCGUCUCUGGUUCUCUGUCUAUAGUUCUCUCUGUAUAGUCUUUUUUUCUGUCUAUAGUUCUCUCUGUGUAGACAUAGAGAGAUAGAGACGAAAGUGCGACCCACACUGUCGACAUUGAAAAUAUCGUAUAACUCUUCUGUUUAUCCAGGAUUUGGGGAAUAUUUUUUACAACUGGUCAAACAAAAUUUCCCUGAGUAAUUUCUUCUUGACGCUAAAAUAAUUACGAAAAUAAUUUGUCUAUUCUGGUAGUUAACGACGCACGGAGGUAUUAAAGCAGAGAAUCGAUAGUAAUCAAUUGUAAAAAUGUCACCCGGAUUCUGGACUAUAAUAUAUAUAUUCUGUCUUAAUAAAUUAAAAUUUUUUGGUGUCAGUGCGCGAAUCAAUCCGCUUUGGUGCAUUUUCUAUGAGUUUAUGUAACUGUUAUUACUUAUUACAUUAUGAUGUCAGUAAACUGUCUAUAACUUUUGUA